This is a messenger RNA of Diachasmimorpha longicaudata, 1653 nucleotides long. RefSeq names its product succinate--CoA ligase [ADP/GDP-forming] subunit alpha, mitochondrial-like (gene Scsalpha1). Gene Ontology annotation, biological process: tricarboxylic acid cycle. The record is from RefSeq and is a predicted model, not a curated record. Gene Ontology annotation, cellular component: succinate-CoA ligase complex (ADP-forming); mitochondrion. The coding region runs from base 169 to 1170 and encodes 333 amino acids. Gene Ontology annotation, molecular function: succinate-CoA ligase (ADP-forming) activity; succinate-CoA ligase (GDP-forming) activity. NCBI's taxonomy places the organism in Eukaryota, Metazoa, Arthropoda, Insecta, Hymenoptera, Braconidae. The transcript is spliced from 7 exons.
UCCCAACAUCCACGAUCGUGCAUUUCUCCUGGUCUUGCCCUCUUGGCCCGAAGUAGAUAGGCCGACGUACUAAUGGUGAAUUGUCGUAGUCGUUGAAAUAUUCAAUACCAAAUUGCCAUUCCCCUAAAUUGAAACCACUCAUAGUCACCGUAAAAUUAUUUUUUAAAAAUGGCUGUAGCUGCCAGAACCCUCGCAAAACUCUCAGUUAGGAGACCAAACAGCCUCAUCAAUGCACAAGUUCGAUUCAAUUACACGGAGACAAGGAAAAACUUGAAGAUUGACUCUAACACAAAAGUCAUCUGUCAGGGAUUCACUGGUAAACAGGGAACAUUUCAUUGUCAACAGGCUAUUGACUAUGGAACGAAGGUCGUGGGAGGUGUCAGUCCGAAAAAAGCUGGCACUGAACAUCUGGGGAAACCUGUUUACAAAACUGUGAAAGAGGCGAAAGAGGCAACAGGUGCUACAGCCUCUGUCAUUUAUGUACCACCACCAGCUGCAGCAGCUGCGAUAAUGGAGGCACUCGACGCAGAAAUGCCUCUGAUUGUCUGCAUAACUGAGGGAAUUCCUCAGCAUGACAUGGUCAAGGUUAAGAGACGAUUACUGGAGCAGAAUAAGUCGAGACUCAUAGGACCCAAUUGCCCGGGUAUCAUUGCACCAGAACAGUGUAAAAUUGGGAUUAUGCCAGGGCAUAUCCACCAGAAGGGGAAAAUUGGUAUCGUUUCAAGGUCAGGAACAUUAACGUACGAGGCUGUGAAUCAAACAACUCUGACGGGAUUGGGCCAGUCCCUGUGUGUUGGAAUUGGUGGAGAUCCCUUCAACGGUACAGACUUCAUCGAUUGCCUGGAGGUGUUCCUGAGGGAUCCUGGUACCGAUGGUAUCAUCAUGAUUGGAGAGAUCGGUGGUAGUGCUGAGGAGUCUGCCGCUGAGUACCUCAUUGAACAUAAUACUGGAGCGAAAGCUAAACCAGUUGUUUCGUUCAUCGCUGGAAUCACUGCCCCACCUGGUCGUAGGAUGGGCCACGCUGGCGCCAUUAUCUCUGGGGGAAAGGGUGGAGCUCAGGACAAAAUCAAUGCUCUUGAAAAGGCUGGUGUAAUUGUAACAAGGAGUCCAGCACAAAUGGGUCGAGAGCUCCUGAAAGAAAUGCUCCGUCUUGGACUCGUAUCAAAGUAAUAACUAACUGAACAUCCAAAUAACAAAUGAAUAAAAAAAUAAAUAAACUCCAAGACUCUCUGUAAAAUGAUGUAGUUAUUUGUGUCGUGUAUCCUCUGAUUAAUAAGUCUUCUCUGUUGAAUAACAAAAAAAUGCAACGAUUAAAGAACAAAAACAAAAAUAUUGCCAUAAUUGUUGUCCAAUGACUAGUAACAAACGUUGAACAAGAUAAAUCAGCGAUCAACAAUUGAAAUUGUACAGAGGUUCAUUGUUACGUGGUCUAAUAUGAUUAAUGAAAGUAAUUGGAGGUCAUCAUCAUGGGAUAAACGCUAAUGAAGAGCUCCUGCAGUGACAUAUGCUUUCACAUCCAACAUUGCCAGAGAUGUAAUCACUCAACGUCAACAGAUCAUAAUUAUAUGUACUGUUAUUUAAUUAUUACAAUGCGCUUAUUGUAAAUCAUGUUGAAAGAUGAUAUGGAGAAUAAAUCAUUAAUUUAAAAAAUUA